Oncorhynchus mykiss (rainbow trout) is the source of this 1033-nucleotide messenger RNA. NCBI's taxonomy places the organism in Eukaryota, Metazoa, Chordata, Actinopteri, Salmoniformes, Salmonidae. The record is from RefSeq and is a predicted model, not a curated record.
GAACGCUAUGAUUUGUCAACUCCAAGACCUACCGCCUUACAUGGAGUCCGAAAACAAGAGUUUCGAACCGUGGCGUGACUACAUGAAGUUAGCUGACCUAGUGCGUGAGAUGCAGUUAGGCAAGUUCACCCCAGAACCGUCAACCGUUGAGGGUCAUGACUCCGGGAUAUGGUCGACCAUGGUGGAAUUUGAGGAGUUUCCGCCGCGAGCCUUGCUGUCACCGAUAACACCCGUGGCGACACCACCCCUAUGGCACGAAAUGGAACCCCUGGAUUCCGAAAUCGUCCUCUUGCAUGAAGACGCUCCUUUAUCGCCGAGCAGCACCAAGGGUUCCGAGCCCCCUACAGCACCGUCCAGAUCCCCCGCUGGCACCUGGGACCAGAGUGGGAGAAACACGCCGGAGGAGGUGCCAUCACCCGAGCGCACCUGGGACCAGAGUGGGAGAAACACGCCGGAGGAGGUGCCAUCACCCGAGCGCACCUGGGACCGGAGUGGGAGAAACACGCCGGAGGAGGUGCCAUCACCCGAGCGCACCUGGUACCAGAGUGGGAGAAACACGCCGGAGGAGGUGCCAUCACCCGAGCGCACCUGGUACCAGAGUGGGAGAAACACGCCGGAGGAGGUGCAAUCACCCGAGCGCACCUGGGGCCAGAGUGGGAGAAACACGCCGGAGGAGGUGCCAUCACCCGAGCGCACCUGGUACCAGAGUGGGAGAAACACGCCGGAGGAGGUGCCAUCACCCGAGCGCACCUGCUACCAGAGUGGGAGAAACACGCCGGAGGAGGUGCCAUCACCCGAGCGCACCUGGUACCAGGGUGGGAGAAACACACCGGAGGAGGUGCCAUCACCCGAGCGCAAGUUCUGCAGCUUCUGCAAAUACAACGGGCAGCCCGAGUCGGUGUUUCUGUCCCACAGCAUCAAGAACCAAGAUGGGGACAUGAUGUGCCGGUACCUGCAGCUAAGUCUUUGCCCUCUCUGCGGGGUCACCGGGGCCCAAGCCGCCACCAUGCACCAUUGUUCACCAUUGGUGUAA